Dipodomys ordii (Ord's kangaroo rat) is the source of this 1317-nucleotide messenger RNA. RefSeq names its product coiled-coil domain containing 155 (gene Kash5). The record is from RefSeq and is a predicted model, not a curated record. The transcript is spliced from 13 exons. Gene Ontology annotation, molecular function: dynein complex binding. The coding region runs from base 1 to 1317 and encodes 438 amino acids. Gene Ontology annotation, cellular component: meiotic spindle pole; meiotic nuclear membrane microtubule tethering complex; lateral element. Gene Ontology annotation, biological process: spindle assembly; actin filament organization; telomere localization. NCBI's taxonomy places the organism in Eukaryota, Metazoa, Chordata, Mammalia, Rodentia, Heteromyidae.
AUGGACCUGCCAGAAGGCCAGGCUGGCAGUCCCACUACAGAAAUGUACCUGUGGGAGCAACCUGAGGAAGUGAGCUCAGGACCACUGCUCAACCUAGAGGAGCAAAUUCUCAACUCUACGUUCGAAGCCUGUGACCCUCAGAGGACAGGCUCUGUGGCUGUGACACAUGUGCUAGGCUACUUGGAGGCAGUGACAGGCCAGGGUCCUCAGGAUGCACGUCUCCAAACGCUGGCCCACAGUCUAGACCCCGACGGGCAGGGCCCAGAUGCCACUGUAGACUUGGACACCUUCCUGGUGGUCAUGCGGGACUGGAUAGCUGCGUGUCAGCUGCAUGGGGGAUUAGAGCUGGCAGAAGAGACCGCCUCGGAGGGAGCCCUGGCCCCCCAGCACCUGCCAUCUGGAAGCUCAGAAGCUGAGGAGCCAGCCAACCUGGAGAGCUUUGGAGGCGAAGACCCCCGACCCGAGCCGCCUGCCACAGCUGACCUGCUGAGCAGCCUGGAGGACCUGGAACUCAGCAACCGGCGCCUGGCCGGGGAGAACGCCAAGCUGCAGCGCAGCGUGGAGACAGCUGAGGAGGGCUCUGCGCGCCUGGGCGAGGAGAUCUCUGCCCUGCGCAAGCAGCUCCGCAGCACCCAGCAGGCCCUGCAGUUCGCCAAGGCUGUGGACGAGGAACUGGAGGAUUUGAAGACUCUGGCCAAAAACCUGGAAGAACAGAAUCGCAGCCUCUUGGCCCAGGCUCGGCAGACGGAAAAGGAGCAGCAACAUCUGGUGGCUGAGGUGGAGACUCUGCAGGAGGAGAAUGGAAAGCUGCUGGCUGAGCGGGAUGGAGUGAAGAGGAGGAGUGAGGAGCUGGCCACAGAGAAGGACACAUUGAAGAGGCAGCUGUAUGAAUAUGAACGCCUCAUUUGCCAGCGAGAUGCCAUUCUGUCCGAGCGCACCCUGCACGCCGAGAGCCUAGCCAAGACUUUGGAGGAAUACAGAACAACCACCCAGGCUCUUGCUGUGACAACUAAUGAGGCUGCCAGUGCAGCCUCUAAUUGGACUUGUCUGGCAAGAACUGAGAUCGGGCAGACUGGGGGCUCGGGCACUAUGACCUCCCCCUGCGUCAUCAGGGACUGGAAGGGAGAAGGGACGACAGGGGGGUGGGGCUGCUUCCAGCUGCAUUUCCAAAGCCUCCAGAUCACUUGGCACCUGCUGGUCCCAGGGCUGGUCCUGGGCCUGCUGCUGCUGUUGCUUUCAGUCCAGCUGCUGGGCCAGCCCUCACCCCCAACCUGGCCCCACCUCCAGCUCUGCUACCUGCAGCCCCCGCCUGUGUGA